GUCAUUCAAGUCAUAUUUAAUCAAACGGUCACAUCUCGCAGACCAUUGUUCAAAGGAUAUAAACCAUGCAGGAAAAAAUACUGCGCCUCUUAAUAAAUCAAUGGAACCAAUUAUUAUUCGAAAACCAUCGUCAUGUACAGUGUUAAAACAAUGUUCAGCGCUUAAAAUAGUAUUAGGAGAAAUUAGAGAUGCUGUGCAUAUUAAAUCUCUGUCCACUAUAAUAUCUGAGAGACUUGUCAUCUAUUUCUUAUGUGGACAGUGUAUUAUAUUUUACAACCCAUAUGGUGUUAUAAAUGCCAAACCCUUAAUCGGAACGAAUAUUAGAUCAGCAACAGAUAACGAAUUCCCGAGUGUUGUAUCCAUUCAGCUUAUAUGCGCGCAUCAGACACCCGUUGAACAACAUGUAUGCACGGGAACACUGAUCUCCAAAAACGAUGUCUUAACCGCUGAACAUUGUUUAAGCGAUGCAAAUAACUUUAAUAGCGUGCGAAUAUCAAUGGGCACAGUUGAUUUAAAUAGAAAUACACAUGGUUACGUUGCAUGGUGGCUAACAUAUGUUGCAUGGGCUUCACAGAGGCAAGUGCAAAUAACUCACUAUCAGAAUGAUAUUGCUAUAAUAAGGUUAACGGCAGAUAUUCCCAAUGGAUUAACUCCUUCGUUGAUGCCAUUCCUGACAAAUUAUGAUUUGUACCAAGAAGAUGUUACUAUGGCAGGCUGGGGAAAAUUAAGAAAUGGCACUACUAGUCGAAUCAUGCAAACGGUUGAUUUGAAGGUCCUAACGCAACACGAAUGCAAUGACAGAAUUAGCAGACUCCGUGGAACACCGAGCAAUCUCGAAGAAAUAUUCGUGUGCACCGCUAAGCAACCAUUCGUUAUAUUGGGCAAGGGAGACAGUGGCGGUCCUCUUUUUUUUGAUGAUGAUCUUGUAGCCAUAAACAAAGCUACGGCUCCAGCUUUAGAUCACGUCAAUCAAGAGGAAAAAGUAAAUAUUCACAUAAACAUUACAUUUUAUAGACGAUUCAUUGUACACGUUCGAUUAUAUCUUUGAAUUUCGUAUUUAUUACUUAUUACGAAUAUUACAU
This is a messenger RNA of Ceratosolen solmsi marchali, 1082 nucleotides long. RefSeq names its product chymotrypsin-like elastase family member 2A. The coding region runs from base 101 to 1048 and encodes 315 amino acids. The record is from RefSeq and is a predicted model, not a curated record. Lineage: Eukaryota; Metazoa; Arthropoda; Insecta; Hymenoptera; Agaonidae. Gene Ontology annotation, biological process: proteolysis. Gene Ontology annotation, molecular function: serine-type endopeptidase activity. The transcript is spliced from 5 exons.